Aedes albopictus (Asian tiger mosquito) is the source of this 1004-nucleotide messenger RNA. RefSeq names its product CLIP domain-containing serine protease B8-like. Gene Ontology annotation, biological process: proteolysis. Gene Ontology annotation, molecular function: serine-type endopeptidase activity. The transcript is spliced from 2 exons. NCBI's taxonomy places the organism in Eukaryota, Metazoa, Arthropoda, Insecta, Diptera, Culicidae. Bases 16 to 996 code for a protein of 326 amino acids. The record is from RefSeq and is a predicted model, not a curated record.
CAGCAACCGGCUAAGAUGCAAGACUUUAUUAUACGAUUAAUAUUUUGCAUAUUGUUCGUAGCCAAAUCGCAACAGUUGCCUUCAAGUUUGUCUGUUGUCACUAAUAGUUCUGGAUUAAAUAAGGAUAGCUUAACAUGGCUAAAUACACAGAAUAAUGAAACUACUGAAGAUCUUCUAUGUGGAAUGUCAGAAUUUGAAGAGAAACGUUUUAGUGGACAUUUUGCGCCAAUUGACGAAUAUACCUGGAUGGCUCUAUUGAUGUACGAAAAAACCGCAUACGAUUUUACUUCGGUUUGUGAAGGGGCAUUGAUAAGUAAAUCAUUUGUCAUUACCGCUGCACACUGCUUAACGGGAUCUAUGCUACAGGAAAUGGGACACUUAAUGUAUGUUCGUUUAGGUGAGUACCACGUGUCAAAUGACCCGGACUGUAUAGUGGAAGGUCAGUUUCAAGAAUGCACUGAUGAAAUAAUUGACGUGAGACCGAAAAGCAUCAUCGUUCACCCGGACUACAAAGUGUCCAAUAGAAGUCUACACCAUGACAUCGGGUUGAUUGAAUUGAACCAUCCAGUCAAGUUCUCGUGCUUCAUUCGCCAUAUUAGCUUACCAACCGAGGACAGUGGCAUAAUGGGAACAAGUUUUUUCGAGAGUGGUUGGGGCCCAACGGACAUAUUUAAUGACAAGACAACUUGUGUGCCAAGUCCUAUCAAAUUGCAAAAGAAACUUUCUUAUACUGACCACGACACAUGCUCGGAUGCUUACCGAUCACAGCGCGUUCAGCUUACCAGCGAUCAAAUAUGCGCAGUUGAUAGCAGUUCCAAGGGUUCAUGUUCUGGAAACGUCGGAACACCGUUGGUGCAGUGGAACAAAAAUAAAUCUGCUUGGAUGUUAACUGGACUACGAAGUGCACAGUACUUCGAAAACGGUGGCAAACCGGGAAUCUACACGAAUGUCUACAAAUAUGUACAAUGGAUAAAAACUAACGCACAGCUGCAAUAAAAUAACUG